Planococcus citri (citrus mealybug) is the source of this 2341-nucleotide messenger RNA. RefSeq lists its product as uncharacterized. Bases 20 to 2098 code for a protein of 692 amino acids. The record is from RefSeq and is a predicted model, not a curated record. The transcript has a single exon. NCBI's taxonomy places the organism in Eukaryota, Metazoa, Arthropoda, Insecta, Hemiptera, Pseudococcidae.
CCCGUUUUGCCUUAGCCAAAUGCGAGGUGAGUCGAUGGCUUCCGACGAAAAUGGCAAUUUUGUAUUAUGCCCAGAGCUGAAUUGUAACCGAGCGAUAAGGCCACUCGACGCGAACUUCAUUAGUCCGGCAACCGAUCAAAUCGCCGCAGCUCCAAUUGCCCGUCCGGACCCACAAAUUGAACUCGACGCGGCCCGCCAACGAAUUUCGAGGUAUGAAUACAUCAUGGAAAAUUAUCGCGAAUCGGUGCAAGAUAGAGAUGCGACGAUUCGCCGCUUACAAAAUCAAUUGCAGCACCAGCGAGAAGUCAAUCGCCAACUACGUAACGAGAACGCUACGCUCGUAAAUCGUAACCAAGCUACCAGGCCGCCGCGAGUCAAUGUAGCCAGUCGCAAUAUGCCUAAUCGUAACGCAGCUGUUACUAGUACCACCGAUCAGCGACGUGUAUCCACGACUUCGACGACUUCGACGAAUACCGAUACGACUCCGGCAAAUACCGCCACAAACGCGGUGACGACUUCGACGACCAACGCCACGAACGUGACAUCGCCGACACCUGGUAUGUCUUCUGGAAACGUAGCGACCGUACGGCCUUUCGAUAAUGCUACGUCUCACCGCCGACCUACGAAUUCGCACGCUGCUGCCGCAUUGUCCAACUACGAAUACGAUACGCCGAUGCGAGAUCUACCCCAAUAUAAUGCAGAUGGAUCGAUCGCAACCAUGGGCUUCCGACCCCUUCGAUCUGGUCCAGCGCCAAGCAACGACAGAUACGAGGCGAUUCCACCUACCGCACGCAAUCCAACGAGCAAAUUCAUCACCGAGCCUGCGAAACCUGCCGAGAAACAAAGACCGCAUUGCAUGGCAAAUCUUUCGAAAAGCCACAAUCGUUUCUACAAAAAAUUCAAGAUCGACUCCAAAAUGCUCAAGCCAUUCUAUCCGCUCAACGCCCUACCUCACGAGUUUACGACACUUGGCGUAUUCGUCGGCGAAAAUGACGCGAGAUCGGCGGUCGCCGCACAAGACGUGUUAUUGGCUGGUGAUGGAUUUGUGCUAGGUGUAGCUGAAUGGAUUAUGUACCAACGCGAUAUACGCGAAUACAUGCAUCCCGGUCUGUAUGGACGCGAGAUUCGUAUUCGAGAAUUCAUCAGCACGCUCGCAAGUUUCAAACGGCUACCGCCUCGCCUCAUCAUCUCCAUUGGUAAUCUUGAUGCGUUCGAUAAUUUCGACAGCGAAGAAUUCAAAGAACUAUUUCGCAGAUUAAUCAAGAUUUGCCGCGACCGCGGAGUGCGUGAAAUUUACGCUGUGCCAAUUAUUCAACACGCGGAGCAAGAUGAAACUGUAUACGCUUCGGUCAUGUCAGUGUUUGAGGUGAACUACAGCACCAUGCUCGGCGGACGCUACGCAUUGAUCGACCCUUAUCCGUGGUUCGUGAACUACACCCCGACAGUAGGUGAACGACCUCCCAUGUACACGAUACAGGAACAUGAGGAGUUCGCGGUAUGGAUACGGCACACGUUCAUUCCGCCAACCAACGAUGCCAGCGAGGCAAUACGUCAACGGUAUCGAGAACCCGAAAAUCUUCUUCGCAACCCGACGGCAGAAUCGCAGUCCGAAAAUGAAUCUUCGUCGACGACUGACAACCGCCAGCUGACGCAUGGCCCAGCUUCGACGUCGCGCGACGCUCAGCCGCACCAGGCCGUCAACGAUUUGACUGAAGACGAUGCCCAACCUGGCCCAUCGACGAAAGCCGCACACACCGAGAGUUGGGUAAACCUUACCGCCGGCCAAGACUCCGAAAACCAUACCAACGACGACGUUUCAACGGCCGAAGAAAAAAUUGACGAAAGCGAAGGUUUUUCGGGCGUUCGAGCGAACGAACAGGAAGCACGGCCACCAACGCCUCAACCGGAUAACAACGACGAUGCCGAUAACGAUUCUGUCGAUUCCAAACUCCAUAUUGACGAGGACAUGAAAUCGCUAUCUACCACGGUCUCAGAGCUGAGCGACGAUGAAAAUCAGCAAGCUGAAAAUACUGGAAAAACCGACGGCGAUGCGACAACCGCUCCAAAUCUAACCACGGACGAAGAAAUGCUCGAAUAAGGUUCGUUUGUACAAUUUAUCAAUUUCAAACUAACAGCAUGAUAUUGACGUACGUCAUUGUUAUUGCUUACGUUUGCAUGGUACUAUGAAGCUCAUGCUGGAAAAAUGUAGACCAGAAACAAAAUUGAAAAAGAGGAAUUGUCCCAUCUCUAUUCAAAAUCAAUACUCGUACGAGUAAUUUUGCAUCGAUCUUUUGGUAAUAAAUUUUAAAAAUUUGGCAAAUAAUAACUCUUAUCGAUGCGA